Molecule: messenger RNA, 2107 nt
Organism: Vigna angularis (adzuki bean)
Lineage: Eukaryota; Viridiplantae; Streptophyta; Magnoliopsida; Fabales; Fabaceae
Exons: 14
Coding region: 407-1924 (505 amino acids)
Source: RefSeq, a predicted model, not a curated record
CUUCGUGACACAUUUCUGCUCCUAAUUUUCUCUAGACCCUAAUUUUCUCUCUCAAUUCAUUUCUGUCUUCGUACAUUUUCCUCCAAAAAGUUCACCAUAAUCAUUUUCCUCCAAGCCCCGCACCAUCUUCUUGUUGGUCUUCCCUUGCGUUGUGUUCGUGUCGAGGCGUCGAGAAGUUGUGUUCGCUCUCGGAAUUCCUCGCAGCUGCGAGUGUCUCCAUUAACGUCAGGGAGACUGUCUCACAGCAGUGAACCUUUGAGCGGUGUGGUGCUUCUUUAACUGGAACGGACAGUCCACCAAUCUCUCCUUCUUAUGAGUUUGACGAUGUUGUCAAGGGAUUCCUAUUAGCUGUGUUAGAAGAUUUGGAGACUAUUGUGCUAAAAAUUUCUCAAGUGACCAUUUGAAGAUGAAGAAAAUGACAUAUAAGAAGAAGGAGACAAAACAUCAUACACAGCAAAGUGCCUCUCAUACAUGGGGUCACACAACUAAUCAUCCACCAGCUCCUCAAGUCCAAUCCUCUCCCUCUCUUUCUGCCCCUCAAAGAAGAACAUACAAACUAAAGCUACCUUCGACAAGCCAAAGCACAUGCACUCCUGCUCAUAAUCAGUCCCCAAAUGCAUUUGUUUUUCAAUCAGCAUGGACUCCUGCACCUAUUCAGUCCCCAGAUGCAUUUGUUUUUCAUUCAUCAGUUCAAGUUGAUCCCUCAAAUGAAGAUGUUCUUCAUUCACCACUUCAAGUAGGAGGAAAUUCUCAUGUACAAGAUGAACAUGAACAAGAUGAAAAUCAGGAUACUUUGUUAGAAGUUGAACAAAAAAGGCCACUAACACACAAGGGAGCAUGGUUGGUUGAUGUUAUUGAUGACCAAUGUAAGAUGACUACCAAACACUUAAAAACAAAUGAUGUUUGGAAUUUGCCUCAAAAUGAAAGGAUUAUUGUACAUUGGAAUGAGGAAUAUCAACCAAUUGGAGAUGGUGGCGCAUUAUUGAAUCGAUUCUUGGGAAGUAUCGCUAGAAACUUCAAGGUAUUCCCUAUUUGUUAUUCUACUUGGAAGAAGAUUCCUAAAAAUUACAAAGAAGACAUAAUUCAAAAUACAAUUCAAGCAAAGUUUGUAGUGAAUUCCGAUAUUCAAAUCAAUUACAUCUUGAAAGCGCUUAAUCAUAAAUGGAGAGAUUGUCGCCUAGAAUUGUGGCAACAAAGAGAUGAUGGCACCCGUACUAGAGAUGAAUUGAUUGCCAUGGCUCCAGAAGGCAUAGAUAGAGAUCAUUGGGCUUCUUUUGUUGAUUAUCGACUUGAUGAAAGAACAAAGGAGAUUGCCCUAAAAAAUAAACACAAUAGGACAAAACAAACUCUUGCUCACACAGGGGGAUCCAAGAGCAUUGCAAGGAAGAGAGAAGAAAUGGAAAAAGAGUGUGGACACAAAGUUAGCAGAGGAGAAGUUUGGAUAGCUACUCAUAAGACGACCAAUGGAGCUUUUGUCAGUGAUGAGGCAAGGGAAAUUGGUGAAAAAAUUCAAACAUAUGAAUCUACAACAUCGUCUCAAUCAAAAGAAAUAUCAAGUUUAGAUUCAUUGGCUCAUGUUUUAGGAAGCCAAGAGCAUUGUGGACGUGUUCGCGGUCUAGGUUUGGGUCCUUGUCCAUCUAAAGUCUUUGGAGUCCAUGCUCGUUCUCAUGUUGGAUCAUCUUCAUCUACUCCUUCUAAUGUUGAAUUACAAUCUCAGGUAUCUUCAUUGACUUCUUCUAAUGUUAAAUUAGAAUCUCAGGUAUCUUCAUUGACAUCACAAGUCAAUGAAAUGAAGGCAAUCAUGACACUUUUGUUGCAAAAUCAUCAAGGUCCAUUGCCUUCACAAUUUGCAGUAUUUCAAAGAUCAUCGGUAUCUGAUCAAGGGAGUGGGCCAAACAAUGGAUGUAAUGAAGAAAAAAAUUAGAUAUUGUUAUUGAAUACUUUUAUGAGUCAUACUUUUAGUAUUGAACAUCUAUAUUGAACAUAUGUAAUGAACUUCUUUCUUUUUAAUUUUUAUGUAUGAACAAUUAGUUGUAUGAAUGAUAUUAGGUUGAACAAUGUAGUUUAUUUUAUACAAUAUUAUUAAAUUUUAGUUCAUAUUAAUUUA